AGCCAGCAGUCAUGGCGGCUGGUUUGAGUGUCCGAGCUGAGCGGUUCUUCACGGCGCGAUACUUGUCUUCCCUGUAGACCCGGUACCGGCGCUUACUCCUUGUUAGAUUUUAAAUUCACGUCUCUUGUAUUAUAAAGAUAGCAAAAGAAAAAAUAAAAAUCGUUUGGAUGUCUAUGGACAGCUGGUAGUAGGUAGCCUAGCUAGCUAGCAUACGGCUCUUUUCAAUGACUUUGUUUUGAAUGUUGUUAUAACGUUGUGGGUGCGUUACUGCAAAACCUUACACCUAAUAACAGUAUGUAGAGUAAAUUACCAUAUAAAUGUACCUUAUAAAUGUACCAUUUAAAUGACGAAUACGAUGCGUCGUUACGUAAUUCUGUGGCUCGGCUGUAUUGUAAAAAUAAACUUAUGUGCUUUCUCAACCGAAACGCUUCAAAUUAAAUUUUCCCUGGGUGACAUUAUAAGCUAUCAAAGCCACGACUGUACCAGCCCUUAAAAUUCGCGGACGAUGGCGGAUGGGGAGCUUAGUCUGAUUGACAAGAACAUAAGAAGCUUAUUGGAAAUCCCGCUUAGUUCGAAGGUCAGAUCUCUAAACCUUCACUGCAACCGCAUCUCUAAGAUCGAGGGGCUGACUUCUGCUUGGCAUAUACGGCAGUUGGACCUGUCCUCUAACCAGAUCAGCCGCAUCCAGGGGCUGUGCUCCUUAACCUCCCUGCAGAGCCUCAACCUCUCCUGCAACGUCAUAUCCAGGGUCGAAGGACUCCAAGGGCUUGUGAACUUGGUGAAGCUGGACUUGUCAUAUAAUCAGAUAGGUGACUUAUCUGGUUUACUUCACCUCCAUGGGACGCAAUACAAACUGAAGCACCUUCGCCUGCAAAGCAAUCAUGUGAGCAGCAUGAGCCAGGUGCUGCAAUGCCUGCUGGGAUUGCCGAGUCUAAGCAGCGUGGCCUUCAGCGCCGACGGUAGUGGGAAUCCGGUCUGUGAUGUUCCGGGCUACAGAGACCUAAUCCUGCAGUCCCUGCCGCAGCUGUCUUCCCUGGAUGCAGUGGACCGGCAGGGUAACCCCUCCCCCUGUCUGGAAGAGUGUGCUGUCGAUAUCCCAGGGAUGGAGGACUUUUCUGAGUUCCUGCUGUCAGACAGCAGCAUCGCCGACGAGAGGGCCGGUGCGGAUGCCCCGCAGCUGACGCCAUCCGUCGACGAUACACUGACCAGCCUCCGCCAGCGGAUGGGCAUUCUAGGGGCCACCGGCGUAAGGGAGUGCACACCCUGUGGCCCCAGGAGCACGGGCCCCGGAAUCUGCAGGCCGCAGGUCUCCCAGCUUUUCCCGGAGACUCCCAGCACCUCCACCUCCACCCCCACCCUCGUCUGUAAACCUCGCAGAGACACGGACCACACCUCUGACAGCGAGUGCGAUAACAGGGAGGAGAGCUGUCCCAAGGGGGGGGGGCAGAAGUCCCGGGUCCCCGCUGGGCGAAAGGGCCCAGUGGCCCCCAGGAAGAAGAACUCUGGGGAGCUGAAGGGACAGAGGUCACACAGCACUUCAGAAAGUGCCGUCUCAGACAGCAAGUCGGCAACCUCCUCGGGAAAGAAGGCGCCCCCCUGCUCAUCUUCCCAGCGCGUGGAGACGGGGAGGGCGGAGAGAGCGGGCCUGAAGGAUGCAGAGUGUCUCCCAGAGGAGAGAGAGGAGGAGAGCUUCAGGGUGGUGGUGGAGGAGCGUGACCAGGAGCGGGAGAGGCGCUGGAAAGCAGAGCAGGCCGUCCGGAAGCUGACGGAGCAGCUGAGCAGCUUGGAGAGGAAGGCCGGCCAGGAGAGGGACAUCCAGAGCAUGGCGCUGCACACAUCCGACCGGCUGAAAGAGGUCCUCCUGAAGGAGCGUGCAGCACGAGUGGAGCUGCAGCAGCAGGUGGAGGAGCUGCGGCAGGAGCUGGCCCAAGCCCAUGGGCGGGAGGACCGCCAGCAGGGGGCGCUGCGCAGCCUCCAGGACACCGCGGCCCGGGAUGAAGCUCUGAGAGCCCAGCAGCGGGCUGAUGAGGCGAGGAGGACCCAGGAGCUGGAGAACACGGUGUCUGCCCUGAAGAGGGAGCUGGAGAUCCUACGGGCGUCUGCACGGCAGCACAAGGAUAAGCUACAGCAGCUGCAUGAGCUGCUGACCUCCCGUGAGCAAGAGCACAGGAAGGAGCUGGAGGCGCGGCUGAUCCCGGGCGGCCCGGAGUUCCAGGAGGCGGUCUCGCGUGCGGUGGCCCCCGUGGAGCGGGGCCACGCCCAGCAGCUGGCUGACCUGCGGGAGAAGGUGAACGGCGCACAGGCGAGAUACGGCGAGCUGGAGGACGAGUUCCGCGCGGCGCUCACCAUCGAGGCUGGUCGCUUUUCCGAGGUGAAAACGGCCCUGGAACUCCAGGCGGCAGAGCUGGUGGAAUGCAGGGCCAAACUGUCCAGGUGUCAGCAGAGGGAGCGUGAGUCCGGAGCACUGGUGCAGGAGCUCACUAGCAUGGUGAAGGAGCAGAAGGCACGCAUCGGCGAGCUGGUGAGAUCCAAGCGGGAGGUUGUCACGGAGCUGAAGGUAGGUGGCGCUGUGUGUGUGUGGCACAUAAAGGAGCCGCCGUCUGUGUGUGUGUGUGUGUGGGGGGGGGGUAAUCGCUUUUCAAAACGCAGAUGCUUUUGUAUCGUGAGGUUCCUUCCUUCAGCAGUGACCUUCGCAUCAAAGGAAGCGCAGAAGGUCACGCCGACUCCAUUCACACUCUCCGGGGAAUGUGGGCAGGAGAGAGCAGCCAUUGUCAGCGCUCGCCUGCGGUCCCUGGAGGCCACGGCAGAGGAGGACAAGCGCCAGGCCGUCCAGGUGGAGCUGCUGAAGCAGGAGAAGUCCAAGCUGCUGUCCCAGCUGGCCGCCCAGGAGUCCGUCAUCGAGGGCCUGCGGGCCGAGCGCAAGCUCUGGGGCCAGGAGCUGGCACAGCAGGGGGCCUCCCUGGCCCAGGACCGGGGUCGCUUUGAAGCCCGAAUUGAGGUGCUGAACGCGGAGCUUCAGAGUCUGAAGAAACAGAGCGAGAGCGACUGCACCUCACUCAGGAUCAAAGCCAAGAUUGUGGACGACCAGACGGAGACCAUCCGCAAGCUGAAGGAGGGCCUGCAGGAGCGCGAUGAGCAGACCCGGCGCCUCCGGGAGGAGACCCUGCAGGCCCAGCGGCAGUUCGAGGCGCGGCUAGAGGAGGAGACGGCUCCGCUGAGAGAGCAGAAGGAGCACCUGGAUCAACUCAGCUCCCGCAAGGAGGAGCUGGAGCUGCUGCUGGAGGACAGGGAGGCCGAGCUGGAGGAGGUGAAGAGGGAGCACAGCACCAUGAACAGGAAGUGGCAGGACAAGGCAGAGCUGCUGACCCGGCUGGAGUCACAGGUCAGACGCAUGAAGGAGAACUUUGACAUCAAGGAGAAGGUGCUCAUGGAGGAGAAAGAGAGAGCCCAGCAGGAGCACAGGGCCGCGGUGGAGAAGCUGCACAGCAUGGACGACGCCUUCCGCAGGCAGAUGGAGGCGCUGCAGGUGUCCCACCAGGCUGAACUCCUGCAGCUCGCCGGCGACAAGCAGAAAGACGUGGAGCUGGCAAGGCAGAGGGUGCUCCAGGUGGAGGAGGAGAUGCGGCAGCUACUGGAAGAGACCGAGUCGAGGAGGAGGACGAUGGACGAGAAGAUGAGGCUGCUGACGAGUGUGCUGAAGGACUUUUAACCAGUCUGCCGUUAUACUCCUUCCUCAAGGGACUGUAAACAUGCCGAGCUUCUUUUAUUAAUGCGUAUGAAACCACAGCUCGUUUUAUACACGAGACAAAAAGCAAUUUUAGUGAAAUUUCUCCUUAAAUGAUCGAUUUUUUUAUUUAUGGUUUUUAGUGUUUUCUGUACAGUGGAAAGGCAAAUGCAAUGCUGAUACACUUUAUUUCCAGUGUUCCUGUUGUAAUUAUUUAUACGUAUUUUUAAAUAUAACCAUGUACUGCAACACGAAAUUAAAAUGCUUUUGGGGGAAAAUGUUGGCAAAGUGCAUUUGCUGUUUACUGACAGAUUCUGUCUUCCUUCGAAUACUAAGCUGACGUUUCAGACAAUAGAUUUAAGCUGUAGUCCUCCAGGUGUUUCCGUUCCAGCCUUAACAGGAUCAGUCAGGUAUUUUUUCAGUGCUCUACAUUUAUUGUAGUUUAUACGGAGUUUUACUGUUUAUGUAAGGAGCUGUUGUGAACAAGAAAAAAAUGAAAGUCAAUGGUCUCUAUCAGGUCGUCUGGGAUUGGGAAUGUUUUGUGCUUUGUGAACUGGAAGUGUUGUGGGCUGUACGGCCAGGAUGCAAAAUAAAAAUAAAUUCUGUAAUCAAAA
Molecule: messenger RNA, 4338 nt
Organism: Paramormyrops kingsleyae
Lineage: Eukaryota; Metazoa; Chordata; Actinopteri; Osteoglossiformes; Mormyridae
Gene: lrrcc1
Product: leucine rich repeat and coiled-coil centrosomal protein 1
Cellular component (GO): cytoplasm; centrosome
Molecular function (GO): protein binding
Source: RefSeq, a predicted model, not a curated record